Messenger RNA from Marasmius oreades (fairy-ring Marasmius), 1059 nucleotides. RefSeq lists its product as uncharacterized. The coding region runs from base 1 to 543 and encodes 180 amino acids. The record is from RefSeq and is a predicted model, not a curated record. NCBI's taxonomy places the organism in Eukaryota, Fungi, Basidiomycota, Agaricomycetes, Agaricales, Marasmiaceae. The transcript is spliced from 2 exons. Gene Ontology annotation, cellular component: Ctf18 RFC-like complex. Gene Ontology annotation, biological process: mitotic sister chromatid cohesion.
AUGGGUCGCGUCAAACAUAAACAACACGUCUCACAGAUGGUCAUCCCAAUAAUCUUCUCUCCCUCUACGCUGUCCGAACCCUCCCUUUCAGGCCCACUAGCACGUAUAUCCGACUCUGAACUCCUCCUGCUCGAAUUCCAAGGGGAGAUUCAUGUCGAUUCCGAGGAAGGAGAUGUGAAAAGUGGUCAACUAGUAGGAACACUUACUAUCGAUGAGGGGCUAACCCGCCCUGCCCUCCGAAUAGGCCACAACCAACUUGAAGGAAAACUCGUCACGUUGGCGAAGCCCCUUGCUGUGCUUCGAAAACAAAGACCAAAACCUCAACCUCAACAAAACUUCCCGGACGAAACGAAUUAUGACGAAAACACUGUGAAUUUGGAUCAGGAAGAGGAACUCGAGAAUAUGAAUAUGGUGAUGGCCACUUCGCUCACCCCCCAAGCCCCAACAGAAUGGCACGGUAUCGCACUUAUCAGACGUAAGAUCGUCUUUUCGAAACGGCCUAUGCCGAUUGUUGGGAUUGGGAAAACGUCGAGUCUGGUGUGAGGAGAAGGGCAUUGCAGGCCUUUUUGGAUGGCGAAUAGAACAGAACGGCGAGACGAGAGCCCGGUGCACCACGUAAAGGUCGGAUUCGAUUCGCUACGCCGUACCUUGAUAUUGUAGUCUUGGAUUGCGGCAAGGUGUUGGAUGAUGGCAUGAGACGAGGCAAAGGGACCCCUUGGACCGUGCUGAAAUGAAGGAAGAGAUGACGCUGCCACACAUAUGGACGAGCAUGCAUAAUGCCACAGCCUCUCUUCAAUGAUGGAGGGUUUCCACUUACUGUAAGGUCCUCAGAAGGAUCGGGAUUCGGGGUUGAAAGAUGAUCAAACGAGACGGGUAGUGACUCUGAGACGAUAGGUCGUUUUUUAUUCAUGACUUGAUACAUCAUUUUCCCUUUGUAGACGUCGACAAGAACCAAUCAUGAUCUGACCAUGCAAUCGGCUACCUCGGUAUAGAAUGGGAAGAAACUGUAGUCCAGUACAUCCAUGAAUCCGUAUCCGAGCUAGAGCUGCUCGAUAUGCA